CGCCGAGCAAAGGCGGCUGCGUCCACUUCUUCCACCGCUCGACUUUGCUCAGCCGCCAGGCCGGCCGCUCUCCGCCACACGCCUCCGCCCAUCCGCCACACACACUGCCAUACGCUCGAGGAUGGAGCGUACCGCUUACAACUACGGCGAUGACACGCCCGCCGCCUGGGACGUGCUCGCCCGGGGAGCGCUGGGUCGGCCCAUCAGCACGCGGAUCUCUCCGGUCCUCUUUCUCGAGGAGCUUAACGAGGCGCUGCUCUUCGCGCCACCGGUCAAGGCGCGGCUGGGACAGCGGCCCAAGCCCGCGGGGCCGGGCAAGACCAAGGCGCUAGCCGCCUCUUCGGUCGAGCGGCCAGAGGAGACCGAGCGGCGGCGGGCGGCGCAGAACGACUGCCGACGGCUCAUCCUGCCUCGAACCGCGGACGAGGCGUCGGACGUGUUUCUGCGGCGCCUCGAUGCGCACCAGAACGCGCCCGAGGCGCUCGUCGCCCCGCUCUCCAAGCCGGAGGACACCAAGUCGUUCCUCCGCCGGAUGGUCGCCGUGAAGAAGAACGAGGCGGCCGGCCUGCUCGUGAUGCCGCGUGCAAAGGCGGAGACGGCGGAGCAGUUCGAGGCGAGGAUGGCGCUGUGCGAGGCCUGCCCUGCCACCGUCUUUGCGCGCGGCGCGCACGAAGACCCAACAGACUUCAAGGCGCGGCUCGACGCGCAAUCAAAGUGCCGCAGGCCGAUCAUGUGUCGCAGCGACGGAGAGCCGGCGAGUCUCUUCCGGCGGCGGUGCGCGGUGUCGCGCGCCUGCCUGGACGUGGUCCACCCGUACGACGCGGCGCGCGAGUCCGCCGACGACUUCACCCGCCGGAUGGACGCGCAGGAGGCGGCGCCGGAGCUGAGCAUCGCGCCGGGCGACAAGAAGGUGGUUGGCUCGCUCGUCCGCGAGUCCGCGGAGGAGGGCGCGGCGGCGCUGGCGGAGGAGAUCGCGGCCAAGCUGAGGCUCGAGGAGGAGGCAAAGGCGGCGGCGGCCUCCAAGGAGGAGGCGGCCAAGGCGGAGGCGGCGGCGAUCUCAAAGCAGCGGCAGCGGCAGGACAGCGUGGACGACGGGGCGGAGGCGAGGUCGACAUCAAUUCGAUCGGGUUCAUGGCGCUCAAGCAGAUGCUCAUCUCCAAGGGCGUGCCGCCCGACGCCGUCAAGGUGCCAAACAAGUUCAUGCUCAAGGAGGUUGCGGCGAAGCACGGCGUCAACAUCGAGUGGAGCUGAGCAAGCUCGGGCAAAGAGGGAUCCAAAAAUGCAUCCCUCCCAGGCGUAUCUACCCCCAGCUUCCCCGUCUGUGUGCGGGGGAGGAGCUAGGGGAGGAGCAGCGUUUUCUCUUGAGUGCGCACAUGCAGAGAGGCCGUGAGAUGUACACAAAACUAUUGAUUUC
This is a messenger RNA of Emiliania huxleyi CCMP1516, 1414 nucleotides long. RefSeq lists its product as hypothetical. The record is from RefSeq and is a predicted model, not a curated record. Bases 122 to 1390 code for a protein of 422 amino acids. The transcript is spliced from 5 exons. Lineage: Eukaryota; Haptophyta; Isochrysidales; Noelaerhabdaceae.